Effrenium voratum is the source of this 792-nucleotide messenger RNA. NCBI's taxonomy places the organism in Eukaryota, Dinophyceae, Suessiales, Symbiodiniaceae. The record is from the annotation of a GenBank genome assembly.
AUGGCUUCUUCCUUGGAAUCAGAAGCGGCUUUCGUUGACAGGGCUUCCAAGAUAGGCGUGGAAGAGUGGAUCGUGGAUAGGCUCAAAGCAAUGCAACUGGCUACAUUUGGAACUUUUGCGUUUGCGGUGGCAUAUUUGCCCCAGUCUGCGAAUGACACGAUGUUCAAGGAGUUCGUGGCGGAUUUGCUGCAGGCAGAAUCUGAUGCCAGCCAGCUUGCAACUUCGAGGCGGUUAUUCUUCGAGUGCCACACCAGAGCUCUGGUAGAUGUCCGAAGCCGUGUUGAAUCCAACGCCGACCCCAGUGCGACCCAGCAGCAUUUGCCUACAGCUGAGAGGGUGGCGCGGCAGUCCGCCCAGGAGGCCAAACUGGGCGGGUUGAUCUUCACCCGGAUACGAUUCUUGGAGAUGUGCGAGACUGGUAUUCUGGUGUACGUGAAGCCUGAGCUUUGCUGCAGUCGUGCUCAGGAGACGCAGACCAUGAAGAGAGACAGCGCUAUCUUGACUGAUGCCUCAGGUCUGCUCAAGAUUUCCCCGAAAGUUCAGGACCCCAGGUGCAAGGCUUCAACCAAACUGAAGCUACGAGCUGCGCUCCAGCGCCGCAGCCUAGCUAUGGAUUUGGCGGGAAUUGCAGAGUUUACGGUAGUUGAGGCUUGGGUGCAGUUUCUCUUCACUCAUGUGGCUCGUGAACAGCCCCAUGGAUUCAACAAGGUCACUUUGCAGCAGUUGGUGGAGUGUGACAAGCAGAUGUUCACUUUGUUUGCAACGUGGUCCUGCCGAUCCAAAGCCUCUUGA